UCCACCACGGGAAAGUUCCUCGCAGUUGGUGGAUAUGCUGGUAUCUAAAAUCUUGUCAUCAAGAACAUGGGUUUUGUUGGACGGCUUACGGCAAUGGAGACCUGCAUAUUCACCACAUAUACAGAUUUGCUUAUUGCAGCAGCAGGUUAAGAGCUGGCAGAGGAUUCUUUCCACAAGCUGUGCAAAGUGUGCAAAAAAUGAACGGCUGAAACAAAAAAGAGCAAUAUCAGAAAAGAAGCUGACCCGAUAUUUUGUAGAUCAUCGAAGAGUGUGUGUGAUUGGAGGCCGCGGAGGACAGGGUAUUAACUCUUUUCAUAGUGAGCCUAGAAAAGAGUUUGGAGGUCCUGAUGGUGGAAACGGAGGAGAUGGGGGCCAUGUUAUUUUGAAAGCUGACCAGCAAAUCAAAUCACUGGCUUCAGUCCUCCCAAUGUAUCGAGGUUUUGAUGGAGAAAGAGGGAGAAGCAAAAACUGUUACGGAGCCAAUGGUGGAUACACAUAUAUUAAAGUUCCUGUAGGCACUCUAGUUAAGGAGGAUGGGAAAAUUGUGUCUGAUCUUGCUCAGCAUGGCGAAGAAUAUGUUGCCGCUUAUGGAGGAACUGGAGGGAAGGGUAACCAGUUCUUUCUGUCCAAUGAGAAUCGAGCACCAAUGACAGCUACUCUAGGAGAAUCAGGUCAGGAAAGAGUCCUCUAUCUGGAGCUCAAGACUAUGGCACAUGCAGGGCUGGUGGGAUUCCCCAAUGCUGGGAAGUCAUCACUUUUGCGAGCAAUCUCCAAUGCAAAGCCUGCAGUGGCUCCCUACCCGUUCACAACCUUAAAUCCACAUGUAGGCAUUGUUCACUACCAAGACUAUGAACAAGUGGCAGUUGCUGAUGUUCCUGGUAUAAUAAGAGGAGCUCAUCUAAACAGGGGCCUUGGAUUGGCCUUUCUGAGGCACAUAGAACACUGCCGCUUUCUCUUAUUUGUGGUGGAUCUGUCUGUGUCUGAGCCAUGGAUUCAGCUCCAAGACUUAAAAUAUGAACUAGAGCAGUAUGAAGAAGGGUUGUCGAAGAGACCUCAUGCUGUCAUUGGGAAUAAGAUGGAUCUUCCUCAGUCCAAGGCUAACUUACUACUACUUAAGGAGCGAGUGGAGCAGAGAGUCAUCCCACUAUCUGCAUUGACAGGAGACAAUCUGGAGGAAUUAUUGUUGCACCUAAGAGAUUUGUAUGAUGCUUAUGUAAAUACUGAACAAUCACGUAGACAAAACCCAGUCAAAUGGUAGGAACCGGAGCUCCCGUGAACAAGACUUACUCAUAACCUGCUGAAUGGAGGAGGAAAACAACAUCAUUUAUCACAGGAUGUUCAACCUGUGGAACUCUUUACCAGAGGAUGUUUAUCAAGGCCAAGACUAUA
Messenger RNA from Terrapene triunguis (Three-toed box turtle), 1389 nucleotides. It is a transcript of the gene MTG2, whose product is annotated as mitochondrial ribosome associated GTPase 2. Gene Ontology annotation, molecular function: GTPase activity; magnesium ion binding; GTP binding. Bases 35 to 1258 code for a protein of 407 amino acids. The transcript has 7 exons. Gene Ontology annotation, cellular component: mitochondrion. NCBI's taxonomy places the organism in Eukaryota, Metazoa, Chordata, Testudines, Emydidae. The record is from RefSeq and is a predicted model, not a curated record.